UUGUACGUUGUUGUGGAUGAAAUAGUGUACAAUUGCACGCAAUUCGUCCAUGAACAUCCAGGUGGUUCUCGGGUGAUUGAAAACUUCAAAGGUCAAGAUUGCUCAUGGCAGUUUUGGAGAUUCCAUUCAGAAAAGAACAUGGAGGAGUGGGGGAAGCCGCUGAGAGUUGCGCGUACAAAGGAUGUAAGGAACAGAUGGAAGGAAAGGCCGAGAUGGGUGGGAUUGAGGAAGUUUGGUGCGAUAGAGGAAGGGGAUUGGUGA
Molecule: messenger RNA, 261 nt
Organism: Bipolaris oryzae ATCC 44560
Lineage: Eukaryota; Fungi; Ascomycota; Dothideomycetes; Pleosporales; Pleosporaceae
Exons: 1
Molecular function (GO): heme binding
Source: RefSeq, a predicted model, not a curated record